UCAGGACAGGGCUGCAUCACCAUGCUGGACUAUAAGAAGUGCGAGACUCCGACAGGACGGCACCAUCCGGUCCAGAUUCUCCUGCAGUACAGGUCAUCUCCACUCAGCAGCCAUGAAAUUCUCCCUCAUUGCAGCCGUCGUCGUGCUUGCUCUGGCACAAGGAAGCUUUGCACAAGAUGUUGCCGAUCUCGAAAGGCUCGGUCAGUACUUUGAGGAGAUGAAGAACAAAAUGACUCUGGACCUGACUGAGAUGAUCCAGAACCAGGACCUGGCAAACCAGGCUCAGACCUUCAUGGAGGACAAGAAAACCCAGCUGGAGCCCCUGGCCGCUCAGAUCCAGGAGCAGCUGAAGACUGUUGCCACCAACGUCGAGGAGCACAUCAAGCCCCUGGCUGCCAACGUGCAGGCUCAGAUCCAGCCCAUGGUGGAUAACUUCCAGAAGCAGGUGGAGGCCAUCUUCCAGAAGCUGACGGAGCAGGCCAGGGCCGUUGGCAACUAAACCAAUUGUCCUUCCAAAACAUGCAAAUGUGCCUCCUCACCAUCUUCUCUGUCCUGAGUUAACGGAGAUACUUGCAUUUGAUGGCUGAACAGCUUAAGAUGUGUUUCAGUGAUUGUUAACAUUGACAUGAUCAUCUCUGUCCCAAAACACAAUUAAACUUGAAACACAA
Messenger RNA from Siniperca chuatsi (mandarin fish), 668 nucleotides. RefSeq names its product type-4 ice-structuring protein LS-12-like. The record is from RefSeq and is a predicted model, not a curated record. The transcript has 4 exons. The coding region runs from base 113 to 499 and encodes 128 amino acids. NCBI's taxonomy places the organism in Eukaryota, Metazoa, Chordata, Actinopteri, Centrarchiformes, Sinipercidae.